Messenger RNA from Ylistrum balloti, 1999 nucleotides. Its product is annotated as CDGSH iron-sulfur domain-containing protein 3, mitochondrial-like. Gene Ontology annotation, cellular component: intracellular membrane-bounded organelle. The transcript is spliced from 3 exons. Lineage: Eukaryota; Metazoa; Mollusca; Bivalvia; Pectinida; Pectinidae. Bases 1 to 456 code for a protein of 151 amino acids. Gene Ontology annotation, molecular function: 2 iron, 2 sulfur cluster binding. The record is from RefSeq and is a predicted model, not a curated record.
AUGGCGCUCUCCUUGAAGGUUUCUCGUUCGGGGUUGAUUUUACAGAAUCAAAGGAUUUUAACGAGUUUUACAAGAAGCUGUAGCUCAAAGAAAACAGUUAAGCCUAAAGUAGUUGUACAUCCAGAGACAGAUGUAGCCAAAAUGAACCCCAGUACAGAUAUUGCAAAGGGGAGAGUGGCUGACAGAUUUCCUUUCAGGAUACAGCUGGAGGCUGGGAAAAAAUAUUCCUGGUGUACAUGUGGACAUAGCCAUUCACAGCCCUUUUGUGAUGGGAACCAUAAACGGAAAAGGGAUGAGAUGAAUAGCCCACAUCUGAAACCAUUACGAUUUAGUGUGGAGGAGACAAAAGAAUACUGGUUGUGUCGCUGUAAGCAGACAGACAAUCCACCAUUCUGUGAUGGUAGCCACAAAGAACCUAAAGUUGCUAAUAUUACGAGAAUUAACCCCACAACAUAGCACUUGUUUCCAAACUACAUCAGACCUUGUGUAUUGUGAGAGAUAUUCUGGAGUCAUGUUAUCAUGUGAUUUGCAUUAAAUAUUUUGAUUAAUGGAUUUUUCAGUGAAUUCUUUUCAUAUUUGCAUAUUCAUAUGACAGGUACAAUAAAUAUUUAUAUUCAAAGGGCUUAAUAUAUGUGGUUUUUCAAAAAAUUCUGAUUUAGGGAAUACCUGCUCUCAUGAAAAGAUAUAUCUCGAUAUACAGACUUAUAUUGAUUUAACUAGACAUGUCAGCAAGGGUCCAGCAAUGUGGCUGGAAAUUACGGAAACUUGGAGUAAUAAUAAUCUGGACCACUGACAUUAGGACCUGAAAAGCAAUCCAAAGCAAGCCAUUUUAAUAUUGAUGCAUUGUAUGAGGUUUGACUUUGAUUGACAAAAGCAAACUUGAGUUGAGAUUUUUCUGUUUAUAGUAAUAGUGACAUUGACCUUUGACCUUUGACCUUUAAAACUGUAAAGCAAUCCAUAGUAAACUCUUUCAGUAAGGAAGUACUUGCUGAAGUUUGUUUAGAUUGCCCAAAGCAAACUAGUUUUCACAUAGAAACUGAUUGUUUAUUUAUAGUAACAGAGACUUUGACCUUUGGCCUUUAAAACUGUAAAGCAAUCCAUAGUAAACUCUUUCAGUAAGGAAGUACUUGCUGAAGUUUUAGCUUGAUCAGCCCAAGGAAACUCAAGUUAUUGCAUGUAAACUAAAGUACUAAGGGACAGACAGAUGGACAGACACCAUGAUUACUAUAGGGCACCCACACUUUUGUGCAGGGUUUCGAUAACACCCCACUAUUUAUUAAAGUAGUACUAAGAGGAUUUCGAUGUCAUGAAUAUCAAUAUUCUGCUCUGAAUUUCUUUUCAUUAAUUACAUCCAGUCCAACAUAUUUUCUUUCUUGAGAUCCCAAUGAUGAUCUUCUUGUAAUAGUUUGAUACUGGUACAGGAUUUUCAAUGUGUUUUUAUCAUAUUUUAUGAAACAAGGUUAAGAAAUUUUUAUUUUUUACUUGCAAAGGUUCACAAAAAUUUUAAGUCAAAUUGUGGAGGACAAAAUUAAACAGAGGCAGCCAUUUUGAAGUUCCAUUGGCAAUUAGUGAUGCCACGUCAGCUAUACAAUCCAUAUACAAGUUAAUAUAGUAGAAAUAUAUGUAACACUUUAUUGGUCAAGUUACAAUGUAUCUGUUCAACAACAGUAUUUAAAACAAAUGGACAUUUUAUUAUUGUCAAAACUACAUUUAAAUGAGGAAUUCUCUGUCAAAUAUGAGAUCAUUUGGUCUAGUAUAGCUUCAAAAAAUAUGUUACAUGACUUUGACAAUAUUUGAAUGUCAUGUAAAUGCUACAUGACAAUUUCUGUAACGCCCUCAAAUAUCUAAUUAUUUUCCUCAAACAGUGGUUUGCUGAUUUAAGCUUUUAGGUUAAAGAAAUAGAAGGGAUGCUGAUGCUGGGCUGUUCAGUCCUACAUUUGAAUACAAUACCAACUUUUCUUUCAAAAAUAUGUAAAUGUAAAUAAAUAAAGUAAAAGUU